Sapajus apella (tufted capuchin) is the source of this 1136-nucleotide messenger RNA. RefSeq names its product cytosolic carboxypeptidase 4-like. The transcript has 5 exons. The record is from RefSeq and is a predicted model, not a curated record. Bases 437 to 1021 code for a protein of 194 amino acids. NCBI's taxonomy places the organism in Eukaryota, Metazoa, Chordata, Mammalia, Primates, Cebidae.
AUUCAAAUGUCCUUGCAUCAAAGCAGCUCUGACAGCAUGGCUGAAUUAACCAGAGUUGAGUCAAAAAGUCUCAUCCCCACUCUUGAACUGGGAGAAGUUGGCAUUUCCAUCUUCUGAGCCCAGAUUUUGGAUCUGUUUCCCUGAACACCCACCUCUGCAAGGCAGGGGGUGAACGACAGUGGCCAGUGGGGCUUUGAGGUGUAACUGGAGAUUUGGCAUUGCUGCUGAUAUGCAGAGGGAAAUGGCCAACAGAAACUCACGCCCAUGGCAGAAAUCCAUCACUUGUCAACAUUUACUCCACAAUUUACUCAGUUUCUGAAACUGGAACUGAUCUUAUGAAAACCAAACACAGCCUCAGUUCCAGCCCUGGGAGUUGGGGAAGGGAACUUGGUCUGGAUUAUCAAUUACUGUGUCUGCAGUUGUGGGACAGGCAGGUAUGAAUCAAACAGACUGGGCACCUCUUCAUAUUUCAGAAAUGGGUGUAUGGAAAUUCAUCCUCUUGGGUACCUCCUCCGACAAGGAGUCCAUCCUGACCAUCCUCAAGGUCCUCGGAGAUCUUCUUUCUGUUGGCACAGACCGGAGGAUUCACUACAUGAUCAGCAAGGGUGGCAGUGAGGCUCUUCUGCAGACCCUGGUAGACACAGCGAGGACAGCUCCUCCAGACUAUGACAUCCUCCUGCCUCUCUUCCGGCUGCUGGCCAAAGUUGGCCUAAGAGAUAAAAAGAUUGGACGGAAGGCCCUGGAACUGGAAGCACUUGAUGUCACCUUGAUUCUGGCCAGGAAGAACCUAUCCCAUGGCCAGAACUUCCUUCACUGUCUCUGGGCUCUGCGUGUGUUUGCCUCCAGUGUCUCCACGGGAGCCAUGCUGGGAAUUAAUGGAGCCAUGGAACUGCUUUUCAAGGUUAUUACUCCUUACACCCGAAAGCGCACCCGAUCAAUCAGGUACAGAGUGCUGUGUAAUACUUCUGCCCCUUUCGUAACACAUGGAGAGAUGGAGAUUGUCCCACGUGUAUUUUCAUAGUGCUUCUAGCUCCGUUUAGUGAUGACCUCUCCCUUGGAAAUGUGGUACAAUGUCUUUAUCGCUUCCCAGCCUACAUCCCUCCACACCCAUGGGUCAUUUCCUCUAAUUUUCAUGA